Messenger RNA from Trichosurus vulpecula (common brushtail), 933 nucleotides. Its product is annotated as olfactory receptor 51I2-like. Gene Ontology annotation, biological process: G protein-coupled receptor signaling pathway. Lineage: Eukaryota; Metazoa; Chordata; Mammalia; Diprotodontia; Phalangeridae. Gene Ontology annotation, cellular component: membrane. Gene Ontology annotation, molecular function: olfactory receptor activity; G protein-coupled receptor activity. The record is from RefSeq and is a predicted model, not a curated record. The transcript has a single exon. The coding region runs from base 1 to 933 and encodes 310 amino acids.
AUGGACUCUUUCAACUACAGUGACUUCAGACCCUUGCUUCUGACCGGCUUUCCAGGCCUAGAGGCUUCACAUCCACAGAUCUCUGUCCUCUUCUGUAUUCUCUACCUGAUUGCCAUUGUAGGUAAUGGUUUAAUCCUGGUGGUGAUCUGGCAAGAACAGUCACUCCAUGAGCCAAUGUACUAUUUCCUUUCCAUGUUAGCAGCCAGUGAUCUAGGCCUUUGUGCCACCACCCUGCCCACCCUGCUCAAGCUCUUCUGUCUCAAUGCCCGCCAGAUUGCUUUUGACUCCUGCCUGGUUCAGAUGUUCUUCAUUCAUGUCUUCUCCCUCAUGGAGUCAGGCAUCCUGCUGACCAUGGCUUUUGAUCGAUAUGUAGCAAUCACCAACCCACUCCAUUAUACAACCAUCUUGACCAAUGCUACCAUCGUCAAGAUUGGCUUUGGCCUCUUGCUUCGGGCAACUGCAGUCAUCCUGCCAGGACCGUUUCUCAUCAAGCGACUAAAGUUCUGUAAGUCCAAUGUCCUUUCCCACUCUUACUGUCUUCACCCAGAUAUUAUCAAACUCUCCUGCUCUGACCACCGUAUUAAUAGCAUCUAUGGCCUCAUCAUCAUCCUUCUUACUUUUGGUCUAGACUCUGUGCUCAUUCUUCUCUCCUACUUGAGAAUCCUGAUCACAGUGCUGGGCAUUACUUCCUAUGAGGAGCAGUUCAAGGCCUUCAACACCUGUGUCUCCCACAUCUGUGCUGUCUUGAUGGUCUACAUUCCCAUGCUAGGUGUAUCCAUCAUCCACCGCUUUGGGAAGCAUGUCCCACCUGUUAUUCACAUCCUCAUGGGUUAUGUUUACCUGCUAGUCCCCCCUGUGCUCAACCCCAUUGUUUACUGCAUCAAGACUCGUGAGAUCCGCACACGAAUCCUCAGGUUCUGUCGGACAAAAUAA